Temnothorax curvispinosus is the source of this 1706-nucleotide messenger RNA. RefSeq lists its product as uncharacterized. The coding region runs from base 587 to 1018 and encodes 143 amino acids. Gene Ontology annotation, molecular function: protein dimerization activity. The transcript is spliced from 2 exons. The record is from RefSeq and is a predicted model, not a curated record. NCBI's taxonomy places the organism in Eukaryota, Metazoa, Arthropoda, Insecta, Hymenoptera, Formicidae.
UUUCAGGGAGCCUAUUGGCUCCUACACAUGGGACGCAACACGCUUGCGCGCGGCAAGAAGCGACGCGGUAGCCAAUCAAAGUUCGCCAACUGUCGCCGCGCGGUAACCGUUACCGUGUUCAGUUGCGCAUUCCGUGUGCACGUGCAGCCCAUUUUACUUCGAAAGUUCUAAUUACGUCUUUAUAUUAAACAAUUUGGUGUGUAUCGCCGAUUGCGAGCGACUUGGAGCUCGAUUUGAAGCGAAUGCAGCGAAUAAUUCCGCCAUUACAAGAGUUCCCGGUCGUAUUGUUUUAUUAUUAAUAGAAACUCGGCGACGAUUCGCUCGUUUCAUUGUGUCGAUCACGGCGGUGAAACCAGAGGUCGACGAAGACGAACGACAACGACGAGGACAAUCCGUCCUAAAGCAUCAGUCGAAACAGCGAGGUCUCGUAUGAGCACGUGAGGAACCGUUAACAACGGCUACGCUCUCCGGCGGAGAACCUCGAUCGAUUUAGCUUUGCACCAUAUGAUGGCCAAAUCUAGCGACUUGGAUUGGCAAAUCGAGCAAGAAACUGCACUUCCGCAGUCCAUUAGCUGUUUCUACAGCAAUGAGUAAGAUAUGUCAAUUGAUGAAAGAAAAUCAGAGAGGGAGUCAAUCUACUGCUGUCGUAGAUAAUAUAUCAAAUACUAUUGAGAAAACAAAAGAUUUGUGGAACGUUCACGAUGAAUUGAUAGCAUCUUCAUCAACAAACUGCGACGAGCCUGGUGGCGUACCAGUCGAACUUCGACAGUUCCUUAAUGUUAAUGUCGUCAACAGAAGCGAGGAUCCACUAAAAGUUUGGUAUAAACUGAAGGAUAUUUAUCCAAAGGUGUACGAAAUAGCCAUGAAAUAUUUCGUGAUUGUGGGAACGUCUGUCCCAUCUGAACGCUUAUUUAGUGCUGCUGGAGAUAUUAUUAGCGCAAAAAGAAGCAGAAUUACUGGAAAAAGGGCAUCGGAGAUUAUAUUUCUAGGAUCUCUACCUAAAAAAUACUGGACCUAAGUCACAGCGGUGCGGCGUCUCACCCGUAUACCACAUUAUUAUUAUUCAAAGUUUCAUUUUGCCAUAACUAUUAUUCAUUUUACCAUAACUAUUAUUAUUCAAAGUUUCAUUUUGCUUCGUUUAUACUUGUACUUGAUAAGUCGAUUUUGGUAACGGGCGUAUUAAUGUAUUCACUGCAAAUUUGUGCAAGUGGGGUAUUCUGUUGUAAAAGAAUUUCGCGACUUUAUGAUGAACAUGUAAUAAUUCUUUUUCGUUAUUACUUUAGUAACCUUCCAUAAUUUUAACAAAGAGGCACUAAAUUAUAAUGUCAAUAUCUCAGAUUACGUUUGUAUGUUAUUUUUAUGCGAGGAGUGUGUCUGCGUGCAUUCGCCAAUUAAUGAGGUGACAUUAGUAGUAUCGGUACAGUAGUGUCGAACAAAAUAUAUUUGCAAGUAAUGGAAAUAACGACUUUAAGUAUAUGUAUAUUUUCCUGUGAAAAUAUAUAUUUGAAAAUAAUUAUUUGCAAAUAUAUUUCAGCCAAUAUUGGGACGUACAUUGAGAUGCAAUUAUCCAGAUGCGAAUUAAGGCAAAUGCUCCGAAAAUAAUUUUGUAAUUGAAGACAGUAUAGAUAUUGAUACUGCAUCUACAGCAAUGAUUUAAGUUUAUUGAAUGUGCAAUUAAAUAAAAAUUUUAUAGCGUGUUGCAAUUA